This is a messenger RNA of Durio zibethinus, 2975 nucleotides long. RefSeq names its product U3 small nucleolar RNA-associated protein 18 homolog. Lineage: Eukaryota; Viridiplantae; Streptophyta; Magnoliopsida; Malvales; Malvaceae. Gene Ontology annotation, molecular function: protein binding. The record is from RefSeq and is a predicted model, not a curated record. Gene Ontology annotation, biological process: rRNA processing. Gene Ontology annotation, cellular component: small-subunit processome; Pwp2p-containing subcomplex of 90S preribosome.
UCCAUUUCAAAUUCAUAAAAAUCCAUAAAAUAAGCACAAAAAAAAAACAAUAUUUCAGAAAAAGAUUGGAUUUUUUUGGAUUCUUGGCUAGAUUAACUUUAGAUUAUAACCCAUAAAAACCCAUAAAACUUGAUAAGGCAGAUCAAGGAGGAGCUUUCUUGUUGGUUGCAAAUCUGCAAUUGAAGUCGGCUGCAAAGCUUUCUUGUUGGCUGCAAAUCUGCAAGUCUGCAAAGCUUUCUAGGUGGUUACUGAUCUUGAUCACUGGAGUUGUUAGUUUGCUUGGUUUGCGAAGGUUGUUAGCUAUAUUGUUGGAGACGAGCUAGUGAGACCGUGAGAGAGAAGGAGAAAAGUUGCUGCUUUAAUGGGGAAAUUAUCAAGCUUUGUCCAGAAAACCAUUUCUUGUUGAUUUUAUAUUUUUUUUAAUUGCCAAACAUUUAAAAACGUGAAAAAUAAUUUUCACAAGUAAUUUUUCGUUUAAACAAACCGAUCCUAAAAAUUAAAAAAAAAAUGAAGAAAAUAAAAAAUACAUCCAUUACAUUUAAAAAUUGGGGUUUAAACAAAGAAAUUAAUAAAAUCGAAUGAUAAUGGGCCGACAAGUAUUAGGUAAGAACCUAACCCAACCCAACCCAACCCAACCCAAGCAGUCAUGGUCCUUUUUGGUAUUCCAACUCACUUGAUAACUCCAACCCUCUCGACCGUGUGUUCCCUUUGAGCAGCAGCAGCCGCCUCUCUUCAGCAGAAACAACACAAGCUUGUCUCUACCUUCUACUCUUCAUUGAGGUUCAGAAGAACAAUACCCAGACCCUUCAAAAGAGAAAAAAAAUGAGUUUGAUAUCUCAAAAUCCAGUGUCUAGAAACAGGGUGAAGGCUAAACGGGAUGAUGAUGAUCCUUCAAUUCAUGAAAAUAGCAAAGAUAUUGAGAAUGGGUUGGAAUCUGAUUCUGAAAUCUCUAGGUUGAAAAAGAGAAAGAAGGAAAAGGAAAAGCAGAUUGAGAUUGAGCAAGAAAAAGAAAUGAAAAAGCUUGAAAGCUUUCUUUUUGGGUCCAUAUAUUCCCCUGUUGAAUUUGGUAAAGGUGAGGAAAAUGCUCAAGAUGCUGCUGAAGAUGGUUCAGCUUUGUUCUUUUUGGACCGUUCCAUGAAUAAUAUGGAAUUUUCUGAGGAAAUUGAUUUUGAAGAAAAGAGUAAGGAAAGGAAAGCUGUUUGGGUGGAUGAGGAGGAGGAACGAACCACAAUAAACAUAGCUAAGGUUAAUAGGUUGAGGAAGUUGAGGAAGGAAGAGGAUGAGAGUGUGAUUUCUGGUUCAGAAUAUAUUUCUAGAUUGCGGGCUCAGCAUGCUAAGCUGAACCCAGCGACAGAAUGGGCAGAGCUAGAUUCAGGGUUAAGGAACGAUAGUCUUUAUGAUGAUGAAUCAUCUGAUGAAGAAAAGGUUGUAGUAGCAGCUGGUGGUUACCGAAAUGUUGAAGUUGAUGAUGAUAUUCUUAGAGCAAAUGAAGAUCUUGUGGUGAAGAGUGGGGUUAAAUUGUUGCCAGGGCUUCUUGAGUAUUCAAGACUAGUUGAUGGAAAUGCUGAGGAACCUUCUAAUGGUCUGAUAAAUUCAGUUCAGUUCCAUAGGAAUGCUCAGUUACUACUUGCUGCUGGAUUAGAUCGGAGGAUAAGGUUUUUUCAGAUUGAUGGUAAACGAAAUACUAAGAUACAAAGCAUCUUUCUUGAAGAUUGUCCUGUUCGAAAGGCAUCUUUCUUACCUGAUGGUUCUCAGGUCAUUAUAGCAGGGAGGAGGAAGUUCUUCUACUGUUUUGAUUUAGUGAAAGCAAAAGUUGAUAAAAUAGGGCCAUUGGUUGGUAGAGAGGAAAAAAGCUUGGAAGUUUUUGAGGUUUCCCCAGAUUCUAGUACUAUUGCUUUUUUGGGAAAUGAAGGUUAUGUCUUGUUGGUUUCAUCCAAAACAAAGGAACUGAUUGGAACACUUAAAAUGAAUGGAACGGUCCGUUCUCUUGCUUUUGCUGAUGAUGGGAAACAAUUAUUGAGCUCUGGUGGGGAUGGACAGGUCUACAACUGGGACUUGAGAACAAGAACUUGUUUCCAUAAGGCUGUUGAUGAAGGCUGCAUUAACGGUACUGCUCUUUGCACAUCAACUAAUGGAAGAAUGUUUGCAGCUGGUUCAGACAGUGGGAUAGUGAACAUUUACAACAGGGAUGAAUUUUUGGGAGGUAAAAGAAAACCAAUCAAGACUAUUGAGAAUCUAACGACCAAAGUGGAUUUUUUGAAGUUUAAUAGUGAUGCUCAAAUACUGGCUAUCUGUUCUACCAUGAAGAAGAACAGUUUAAAGCUGAUACAUGUUCCAUCAUUUACUGUGUACUCUAAUUGGCCUCCACCGAAUAAGAACUUACAUUAUCCCCGCUGCUUGGAUUUCAGUCCUGGUGGUGGUUUCAUGGCUGUUGGAAAUGCUGCUGGCAAAGUGCUAUUAUACAAGUUGCAUCAUUACAAUCAUGCAUAGAGUGGAUUCUUACCUCUGUACUUGCUUGAAGCAUCAUGUACUUAUGUGUGGGGAGAGUUCAGCUGCAAUAUAGUUUCACCCCUUCAUUAUAUCACGCAGAAGGCACCAUAGCCGGCAGGUGACAAUGCCUUGGAAAUUUUCUUUCUUUUUUCCUUUGCUUUUUGCCUUUAAUUAUUUGCAAUGCUGAGAGUCAAAAUUUUGGAUACAAUAGCUUUACUUAGUUCGUGUAACGUUUGAGCGCAUUGGUCAUUCAAGGUGUACUUCUACUCUUUGUAACUUGGCUUAAUGGUAGCUUCUUUUGCAGUUCUCCCAUGCAUUAUUGAAUAUUUGGAAACUGCCUUGCUUUAUCUGCCCCAUAAAAUUUUGUUGAAAUUAUAUAACUAUGGUUGAUAAGGAUUAGCAGGAUGUUCCAAAAUUUGGAUUAAUAUUCUAUUUGACAGAAAUUAUUUUAGUGAGUCAAUCCAAGCAUUGUUUGCGGAUGUUCA